UGACUUGUACAACUGAAACGUAAUCCGUGUCAAACCAACUUAUCAUGAGUCUGUACUCUGUGAUCUUGGGUUAUGGGUCUGUAGGUACUCUGUGACCAAUAAUAAACGUAAACAACUAGUUUUACGGUUAACUUCAGAAACUAUAAGCAGUUGGUUACUGCAGUUUCCAGAUGGUCUCCAGUCAACAUCUCUGAGCCACAAAAUGAGGACUAGUGCAUCGCAAUUCGAUGCCCUAGUGAGCUUCAUGGAGCGUCACGGUGACCUAAAUAAGAUUGCCGAUGGGCCUCAGGGCAGGGUACGAGCUAUCCAGCUCUGGGAAGACCUAUGCAAUCUCUUGAAUUUGGACGUUGCAGGUGACUCAAAAAGCAUUGAUAAAUGGAAAAAGGUGUGGAGUGACUUUAAAAAUAACACAAAGCGGAAGUCUGCAAAGAUCCAAGCUGCUGGUGGAACAAGUGCUACAAAGCUGGCCCUGUCAGACCUGGAGAGUAGAGUGUUACGUCUUACAGGAACCUCUGGUAACUCCAGUAUGAUGGGUGCACAAGAUUCCGGUGUGGAGUAUGUAGUGCCAACUAACGAUUGGCCGGGCCAAAAUACAUUGUUGGUGGAAAAGAACUUAUCCUCCAAGUCCUCUACAUCUGAUGACGAUGUAAAACUCCAUAACUUGGAUCGCAACCUGCCCGGGGGCAGCGGGCAGUCCACGCCCAUCGCGUGGGAAAUGAGCGUGGACGGCGGCUCGCCCAUCGCGAGCCCGGGCCGCACGGGGCGCUCGCCGCGGCCGGGGCGCGUGUAUUGCCGCACGCAGCGGCGCGGGCCGGGCCGGCGCGCGCCGUCCCGCGCCGCGGACUCCGACCACCGCUUCCGCCAGAUGAUGCGCGUGUUCGCCUCCGAGCACCUGCGGCUGCGGCGCCGCGAGCUCGCGCAACAGGCUCAGUGGCAAAAUCUAUUCGGCAAGUUGGUGGAUGUGCUAAAUAAAUUUCUGAACAAAUAGGAUUAGCUCAUCUGCUUACUUGCUAAAUAGGUUUUGUCACCGAUACCUUGUUUGUUAACUCGCGCGCAAAACCGAUUUAGCAAGUUGGUUGAUGUGCUGAUUAAUUUUUAAGCAUAGUGUUAGCGCAUCCAUCAACUUGCUGAACGGAUUUUGUCAAGGUAUCUAUAUACCUUGCAGUUUCGUAACGUGCACGCGAAAUUGAUUUAGCAAGUUGGUGGAUGUGCUGGUUACUUUUUAUGCAUAGAAAGUUAGCGCAUCCAUAAACUUGCUGAACGGGUUUUAUCAUAGAUUCCUUGCCGUUUGAUAACGUGCGCGAGAAAUCUAUUUAGCAAGUUUGUGGAUUUGCUGAUUAACUUUUAAGCAUAAAGUGUAAGCGCAUCCAUCAACUUGCUGAAUGGGUUUUGUCGCAGGUACCUUGCCGCUUCAAAACGUGCAUAAUCGAUUUAGCAAGUUGGUGGAUGGGCUUAGUAAUUAUUUCAAGUAAAUAGAAUUAGAGCAUUUACACACUUCCUUAAAUGAUUUGCGACUGAUGCCUUACUUUUAAAAUAUGCAUGCAAAAUCUAUUAAGCAAGUAAACAAGCGAGGGAGCCAAGUAGUUAAUCUAAAUAAUGAAGAUGUGUGCGGUAUCAUUAAAAAAGUAAUGGUCAAUAAUUUCCUUUAAGAGAGGAGGACCAACUCUCACAUAGGCCAUGAGGAAUUAGAGCAUUGGCCCAACACGCUGCUACUAUGCGGUUUGGCGCGAUUCAAUGAUUAAUAUUACAUGUAAGUCAGAUUAAAUAGAAAACCGGUUCAAUUUAAUUCAAAUUGAAAUGACGAAAUUAUUUCGACUGGUCUUAGCCGCAAUUUGUGACAUAAAAUUUUCAUUUCUUGUGUCAAGAGCUGUCAAAAUAUAUGUCAGAAAAUGAAUUUGCUCACUUCACCUACCCACUGCCAUCGAGCGAGAUAUGAUGAUGACAGAAGCUGUAAAAGAAGCCGCAGCGCGCAGUUUGGAAGCCGUGCACUAAUUCAUAACUGCUAGAUGCACUGAGAUAAUUUACUAUGCAUCAGAGCUGUCAUAACAAUUCCCUGAGAAUUGAAGAGAUAAAGCUAUACUGAAUCUAUUGUGAGAAGGCUUCGAUAAAUAAUUAACUAGAUAUGCUGUCAACUGUCAAAUAUUGACCGUGAAAAGUAGGAUCUCACCCACGAUUUGGGAACCUAUUUUUGUUAGUUUGCUAGUGGGGGUGCCUAUUUCAGUGGGUGUUACAUCAGAAAAAGCAAUAAAGGUACUAAAUACUUCUCUUAGAUUUUGUAUGGAACUACAUCUUGUACAAUUAUGAUGAUGAGGUUUUGUCACUAAUCAAUUUAGUCACAAACAUUGAACAUAGAAAUAGUGAUCGUUUAUGUAUGAUACGAAUCAGUUAAGUCACAAAUUUUAAUCUAAUGUACACAUUUCUUAAAAAUGGCUCUUAGAAGUCUUCCGUAGUAAUUAUAAGUCUUUAGUAGUUCUUAUUAGUUAUUAAUUAAAACGUCUUAAAAUAAAUCUUAUAAUGAAGGGGACUGAUUACUUCAAUGAAGGGGACUUAAUGGAUUGCAAGUUUGAUAUUAUAUUAUGAAGGUGAGCUCAUUGUAUCCAAAGCCUAACACCGAGAGUACAGUGUUAGGCUUUGGGUCCAAUAUAAGUGAGUGGAAUAUAUAGACAUGUAAAGGCCAGAGAAUGAAUACUAGAGACUUCCAAUGAAAUAUGCCAAUACUGAAUUUGACCAGGGUGAUAAUUCAAUAAAAAAAAAUGUAUUUUUAUAAAACUUCUUGAGUGAUUCGUGCAGUACAUACCGAAAUAUUCUAUUACUCAGAGGUUUAUUUACUUGCUUAAUAAAAUUUUUCACCUGACCUUGUAGUUUUUAAGUAUUAAGUAGAUAAAAUGUAAUAUAUUGCUCCAACUAGUUUUAAGUUUAAUUGAAUAAAUGAAUACGUUUUUGAUACAUUUCACAGAGAGAAAUAAUUGAAAAUUGUUAGCUGAUUGUACUGUGGAUUUCUCAGAGUUUGUGUCCCUAGUGUAAAUUUCUAGUUUACUAUCUGUUAUAUAAAAUAAAAAUAAAGAUCCCGGCGCACCCUAUAAAAGGAUACAUAUACACUGAAGUUGUAUGUAAAAGGACACAAUAAUAGUAUUAUAAAGUGGAACUAGGCAUGAAGAAUAUAAUUGCAGUAUCGUAGUCUAAAUGGGAUUAUUCUUAACUUUUAAAGUGAUAUAAGCUCUCACCUACGAUUAUAUAACCAAUUUGCGUUAGUUUGUCAGAGAGUAAACCUUUGUGAGUCUGCUUUAGUAUCGAACUAUCAUUAAAAGGAAAUCUUUAUUUAAUAUAGGAAAUAUUUUUAAUAAGGACAUACUAUAAGUAAUAUUGAAUAUUUUUAAACACUAAACAAUUUAAAAAACUAUAGCUAAAACUAAAAACUAUUUUGUAUGGAACUGCAUAUCUAGUAUAUUAUUGAUCGACGGUUUUUGAUGUCCCUGCAAAAGACCUACGUCCAGCAGAGAACUUCCAUCUCAAUAAGACGAUGAUGGUAUUACACUAGGGGCACUGGUAGCUUUAGUUAGAGUUGACAAAUGUAAAAAUGAGAAUGUUAUAUUAUGAAUCAACAUAUUUUAAUUUUAAUUCUAGAAAAUUGUUUUAAAAUAGGAUAGAU
Pararge aegeria (speckled wood butterfly) is the source of this 3649-nucleotide messenger RNA. RefSeq lists its product as uncharacterized. The transcript is spliced from 6 exons. The record is from RefSeq and is a predicted model, not a curated record. Lineage: Eukaryota; Metazoa; Arthropoda; Insecta; Lepidoptera; Nymphalidae. Bases 203 to 988 code for a protein of 261 amino acids.